UGCACCCUCCCACCUGCUCCUUCCGCCCAGCCCACCCGCCUAUAAAAAGAGCGGUUGGCGCUGGCAAAAAGAGACGGGGAAGGAAGCGACCGAGGGCGCUUUAGUGCUGCUUGAAAGCGGGCAUCGCGUUCUAAGGGCGCUCGGGUUAGACAGACCGGCCGGGACUUUUGUUCUUUGGAAGAGGAAAGGCGCUUUUUUCUUUUUUUUUUUUUGGACUAACCGGGGGGGGGGGGCGGAAGACCCAUUUGCCGGGCCGCCAUGGAGGUGAGCGCGGCGCGGAUGUCGUCGAGCGACAUCGCGGACCUGAACAGCCAAGACGCCCAGACGGUGUGCGAAGCGCUGGGCCGCUACGAAGAAACGCUUCGCGGCGCGGUUAAGGAGAUCCACGUGGAUAUCCAGGUCUUUAAGAACGGCGUGGACCGGCAGGUGGCCGAAGUGCUGCGCUUGGCCAACCCGCUGGCCAGCACCGUAGCCGAGCUCCAGCAAGAGAACCAGCAGUUGCGGACGCAGGUCGAGCAUUUAACUCAACAGGUGGAGAUCCUCAGCCGGGCAGCCGGACUCUCGGACGUCUUGGUCUCUAAGCCGGUAUCUCCGACGGCGUUCGCGGCAUCGCCGAAACUGGGCAGCAACAGCAGCAGCAGCAGCCGCUUUGCCAGCCACGCUAGACUGUCCCUUUCCAGCAAGAGUCAGAGCUUGGACAUUGAGGAUGAAAAGAACUUUAUGAACAAAAGAACUCCUGAUUCAGCCAUAACUGAGAAUGGGCAUCAGUUGUUAGGAGAUUCUCCUCUUGAGGCACAUGCUCCAGCCAUGUCUUCACGGAUGCCCCACCAGCCUGUUACUGCAGUAACUAGAGUACCGGAAACGUUUUCAGGAGAAAUGGUUGGCUCGCCAACUGUGCCAAACUCUCCCGGUGGGCAGCAGAGCAAUGCUCAUAAUGAGACUGUGUCCAAAACAUUGAUUCAAGCAGAAAAAGAGGUGAAAGGUGCUAGCAGUUCAACCUCAAGCACUGCGAAGAACUGGAACGUGAGUUCAGUGAGGACAACAAAUGCUUCCUUUACUUCAGAUAAAUUUUCUUCGGGGACAAAAUCCACAUCGACUGUAAGCUAUGGAAGCCAAUCUAGUGAAAGUGUCACAAGCCAACAAACCCAGGCUUCAAAGUCUCACUCUUCACCUUCUUCAGUCCAUCGACAAGUGGAAAAGCGAAGAGAGCUGGUGAGAUCUCAGACUCUUCCCCGGACCUCAGAGACUCAGUCUAGGAGAGCACUCUUUGAGAAGUUUGAGCAGGAUACUGGAAAGGGGAAAAGUGUAGGCCGGACCAAACUCAAAAGAUCCCAGAGUUUUGCAGUUGCCAGUGCCAGCAGCAUCAAGCAAAUCCUCUUGGAGUGGUGUCGGUCCAAAACUAUUGGCUACAAGCACAUAGAUCUGCAGAACUUCUCCUCUAGCUGGAAUGAUGGGAUGGCUUUCUGUGCACUGGUGCACUCCUUCUUCCCUGAAGCAUUUGAAUACCACACAUUGGACCCCACCAAGCGCAAGGAGAACUUUGAAUUGGCAUUCACAACAGCUGAAAAAAUGGCCAACUGUGACCGCUUGAUUGAAGUGGAGGACAUGAUGCUGAUGGGCCGCAAACCAGACCCCAUGUGUGUCUUCACAUACGUGCAGUCUCUCUACAACCACCUUCGGCGCUUUGAAUGAAUCCAGGAAGGCCAUGACUCUUAGAAUGGGACUGCUCCACAGCUGCUUUUGUGCUAAUGUUUGGUGCUGCUACACAGCUGCUUGCAUCCCUGCAGAGGGAAGUCCCAGGCCGCUGGACACAGCCACAAGCCAAAGAGAAAGAAAAGAUAAAAACAGUCAAGGUUCCAGGGCAGCUAGAGCUGUUGCUGAAAAAAACGAUAGAAGGCCAGCAGUUCCUUCCUUGUUCUCUCUAGGCAGCUGUGAAUAGAGAUUCUUGUUCCAAGAAUUUCCUUUUAACUAUAUGUGCAAGCUGAUUUGACCAAAUUGACCUAGAGGGAUAAUUCAAGCAUGAUCUCCUCUUCUGCUCCCUGUUUUUCUUCCAUAGAUGUCUCUCAAAAGUAUAUAAUGCUAUGUCUAUCAUUUGUGGGCAGCUAUGCUAUCAGUUGCUUCAUAUGAUAUCCCCCUUCUUUUCCCCCAAUUCCUUAUGCUCUGGAAUUCCUGGGAUAGAUUAAUGCAUAGAGACAGAUUCCAGUGUGGAUAGCUUGAAGGCUAAUGUGCAAAUUCUCCUGAUCACAGGGGCUUCUUGCAUACUUUUAGAACUCAGCUUGUUUCCAAAGGCUGCAGUAUUGAAACCUGUUUUCCUUCAAACCAAAAGACUUGCUUGUACAUUUUUUUAAAAAAAAAAUGCUCUUGCAAUAAUGCAGUAUAUUAACCUGCAUGACCAUAACUGAAACUUCACCACAAUUUGCUUUAGCAUUACUUUCCCCCAAUAUCUGUUAAUCUGUCACCUGAAAGCUGCAUGUUGAAUCUUGCUUUGGACCCACCUGAAACUGAGCUCAGGGAAAAAAUGAGGACUCAGUCAGGCGAUAGUAUCUGAUACUGAAGCAGGUAUUGGCAACCAUGUGAGGGUUAUCAGAUUUAGCAUUUGGAGGGGGGGAGGGGGAGAGGUUUAGGGAAAAGAAAGUCUACAUGAAAAGUGCAGAAAAAGGCAACAAAAAAGGAACAAAUGAGGCAGAAAAGCCACAAAGAAAGGUGCAGUGAGGCAAUCUGGCUGGAGGAGAACAUAUAUAUUAUUUUUCCUACUUGUGGGGAGGAGUUUAUUUUUUAAAAAAACUAUUAAACCUGUUAUAGGUGUACAUUAGUAGGAGCAGGCUCUGGGGGAGGCAGAAAUGAGAGCUGUGGGAUGCAUAACCCUGAGCCCUGAGGUUGCUCACUCCUGCAACAGAGCAAGAAUACUUACCCUAAAUAGCUACGGUGAUGCACAAGGACUGCGUGGAGAGACUCUUAUGGUCAGAUUGUUGAAAUUCUGCAUAAUACUUUCAUACCUUAGUCUUCUGGUCUUGAAGGAAUGAGGAGAAUUUGCUCUUUAUGAUAUACAUCAAAUUCCCAGGAGGUGAUUGCCAGAAAGGAGACUGAUUACAGCAAGAGCACCACUGAGUCCAAAAUGUUUGUCCAAAAUAUUUGAAGUAACUGGUGCCAGAUACAUCAGUCCUAAUGCAUGCUAACUGAGAAUUCUGGAUGGUACCAGAUUGGUAAGAGUCCUCUUAGAACCGUGAUGAUGAACCUAUGUGGCACGCGAAGCCGUAUCUGGGCAUGCGAGCAUUGCCCUAGCUCAGCUCCAGCGUGCAUGCGCGCACCGGCCAGCUGAUUUUCAGGCCUUCCAGGCCCACAGAAGUUCAGAAACGGGCUGUUUCUGGCCUCCGGAGGGCCUUUGGGGGGUGGGGAAGGCCGUUUUUGCCCUCCCCAGGCUCCAAGAAAGGCAAAAAAGUUAGCCAUCACUGUCCUAGAAGCAUUUGCUCUGGUAUGUGGGAGAAUUAUGCUCAGUAAAAUAAGGAAGAGGCUCCAGAUCUUCCAAAACUAUCGUGGCUAAAAUGGAGUCAUGGUUCAGAUUAGCUGGGAAAAGUGUUUACAUCCACCCAUAAGAAAUUACGCUGCACUGAGACCACACCAUUAGAGAAAUAGCCAGCCAGCUAAGGUGCAGCACGCUUCUAAUCUCAGUUUGGGGAUUUGCUGUUCACAUCUUGAAGCUAUUUUGAAAACGGUCUCAAGUAUUACACAAGAUUUUGCAUGAAAGCAAGUUGCCUAGUAUCAGCAUAAGCUGCUUUAUAUGACUGACCCCCGCUGGCCACUCGUUAAGAGUUAAAUACUUAGUUCUGUACUCCGGGGAAAUUAACUUUGUCUCAAACAUCCUUUGGAUUUGGGCUCAAACUCCUCUAAACCCAUCAUUGGCUAGACUAAGCUAUUUACACAAUAUUUUAAUUUUCUCUUGAUCCAGUUAACUGUGUUGUAUGAUUAGGGACAGUGUAACCUGAAUCCUAGGGUCAUGCAGUUUUCUAAACAUGAAAUCCAGAUUAACAAAAUCCAAUUGCUGGGUUCACAUAGCAGCUUUUGCAUGAAGAAACCAAAUUAUGGUUAGGUUGGUGGCCUGAUUUACACAAAAUGUUAAGAUAAGGGCAGGGAUCCCAGCACAUUUAAUUUAGCUUCAUCUACCAUGUAUGUCCAAUCAUGUAUGCUUGUGUAUGUUUGGAGUAGGAUGUAUGUCAUAAGUCAUGACUUUAUUCAAAUGAAGAAAAUAAUAUAAAUUGGACAUGACUGACAGAUUAUGGAAUUUGUACCAUUUGUAUAAUGUCACUGGCUCAUGUCCCAUCAUCCUGAUUUUUGCAGACAUCUAUAUAAUCACAGCUAUUUGGCUAUCCUGAAGCAGCAGGAAUGUGUGUUUUGGGGUGAAUUAGUGAUUUUUAGCUGUCUGGCCCACACAACUCUGCCACUACAGACCUCCAUCAACUUCUUGCCAAGGUGUUUCCCUGCACAGUCAAUAGCUUGCUCAGAGCGGUUUCCUGCCUUGGGGCUGUACAGAUGGCCACUAUAAAACAAAUAAAAUAAAGGCAGCUU
Messenger RNA from Pantherophis guttatus, 4563 nucleotides. RefSeq names its product smoothelin like 2 (gene SMTNL2). The record is from RefSeq and is a predicted model, not a curated record. Lineage: Eukaryota; Metazoa; Chordata; Lepidosauria; Squamata; Colubridae. Gene Ontology annotation, molecular function: protein binding.